This is a messenger RNA of Drosophila ficusphila, 620 nucleotides long. RefSeq names its product endocuticle structural protein SgAbd-6 (gene Acp65Aa). The transcript is spliced from 2 exons. Gene Ontology annotation, cellular component: chitin-based extracellular matrix. Bases 51 to 368 code for a protein of 105 amino acids. Gene Ontology annotation, molecular function: structural constituent of chitin-based larval cuticle. Lineage: Eukaryota; Metazoa; Arthropoda; Insecta; Diptera; Drosophilidae. The record is from RefSeq and is a predicted model, not a curated record.
CAGUUUGUCCAGCCGCAUACGGGGAAUCUGCAAUCCGCGAACCGCUCAACAUGAUGAAAUUGAUGCUAGUCGUUGGCUCGGUGGCCCUGCUCCUGGCGCUGGCCAGUGCCCGGCCCCAAAACGAUGUCGAGGUUCUGGAGUACGAAUCGGAGAACACUGGCCUCGGCGGCUACAAGUUCAGCUAUAAAUUGAGCGACGGCACCAGUCGCACGGAGGAGGGCGUGGUCAACAACGCGGGCACCGAUAACGAAUCGAUAUCCAUCCGGGGAUCCGUCAGCUGGGUGGCUCCCGAUGGCCAGACCUACACCAUCAACUUUGUGGCCGACGAGAACGGCUUCCAGCCGGAGGGUGCCCACCUGCCCAAGUAGGAUGGCGCUCCCGUGGCGAUCGUGUAAAUACCAAUCCCCGAUCCCAAGCAAUAACAUAUAGCUACACCCCGCCACCAUCAAGAACCCGGCCAUAGAGUGAGGUGCUGAAUCCUGUCCGGAGGAGCUGUCCCUUGUCCCGUGGCAGCCAGUCGGUCAGUCAGUUAGUAAGUCGAUCAGUCAGUCAAGUCAGUGUCGUGCAUUGUUUUCUAUUUUCUUGUUACUCGCAUUAAAGCCGAACUUUCGAUACUCGAA